UGCGGGGCUGGCCCGGCGAGGAGGCGGGACACGUCGGCGCUGCCACCCGCCGCCGCCGCUCCUCCUUCUGUUCCAGCUGCCGCUGCCGCCGCUUCCUUGGCUGAGUCCGCCCGCGGUCCGGUGGCUCCAGGUGUGUUCACCCCGCCCAGCUGCCAGAGCCCGCCGCCGCCGUAGCUGCCCCGGCUCCUCGCCCCGCUUCCGAGAUGGCGACGCGCUCCUGCCGGGAGAAGGCUCAGAAGCUGAAUGAGCAGCACCAGCUCAUCUUGUCCAAGCUGCUGAGGGAGGAGGACAACAAGUACUGCGCCGACUGCGAGGCCAAAGGUCCUCGAUGGGCUUCCUGGAAUAUUGGUGUGUUUAUUUGCAUCAGAUGUGCUGGAAUCCAUAGAAAUCUUGGGGUUCAUAUAUCCAGGGUCAAGUCAGUCAACUUAGACCAAUGGACACCAGAACAGAUACAGUGCAUGCAAGAUAUGGGAAAUACUAAAGCAAGACUACUCUAUGAAGCCAAUCUUCCAGAGAAUUUUCGAAGACCACAGACAGAUCAAGCAGUGGAAUUUUUCAUCAGAGAUAAAUAUGAAAAGAAGAAAUACUACGAUAAAAAUGCAAUAGCUAUUACAAAUAUUUCCUCCUCUGAUGCUCCUCUUCAGCCUUUGGUGUCCUCUCCUUCUCUACAAUCUGCUGUUGAGAAAAACAAAUUGGAGAAAGAAAAGGAAAAAAAAAAGGAAGAGAAAAAGAAAGAAAAGGAACCAGAAAAGCCUGCAAAACCUCUUACAACUGAAAAGCUGCAGAAGAAAGAAGAUCAGCAGUUGGAGCCUAAAAAAAGUACCAGCCCUAAAAAAACUGCAGAGCCCACUGUUGAUCUUUUAGGACUUGAUGGCCCUGCCGAGGCACCAGUGACCAAUGGGAACACAACCACGGUGCCAUCCCUGAAUGAUGAUCUGGACAUCUUUGGACCAAUGAUUUCUAAUCCCUUACCUGCAACGGUCAUACCCGCAGCUCAGGGGACACCCUCUAUACCUGCGGCUGCCACUCUGUCUACAGUAAUAUCUGGGGAUCUGGAUCUCUUCACUGAGCAAGCUACAAAGUCAGAAGAGGUAGCAAAGAAACAACUCUCCAAAGAUUCCAUCUUAUCUCUGUAUGGCACAGGAACCAUUCAGCAGCAGAGCACCCCUGGUGUGUUUAUGGGACCCACAAAUAUACCAUUUACCUCACAAGCACCGACUGCAUUUCAAGGUUUUCCACCAAUGGGCGUGCCUGUGCCUGCACCUGCAGCUCCUGGCCUCCUAGGAAAUGUGAUGGGACAGAGUACAAGCAUGAUGGUGGGCAUGCCCAUGCCCAAUGGGUUUAUGGGAAACGCACAAACUGGUGUGAUGCCACUUCCCCCAAAUGUGGUUGGCCCCCACGGAGGAAUGGUGGGACAGAUGGGCGCGCCCCAGAGUAAGUUUGGCCUGCCGCAAGCUCAGCAGCCCCAGUGGAACCUCUCACAGAUGAAUCAGCAAAUGGCCGGCAUGAGUAUCAGCAGUACAAACCCCGCAGUGGGUUUUGGCCAGCCCCCCAGCACAACAGCGGGCUGGUCUGGAAGCUCAUCGGGUCAGACUCUCAGCACACAGCUGUGGAAAUGA
This is a messenger RNA of Puma concolor (puma), 1619 nucleotides long. It is a transcript of the gene SMAP1, whose product is annotated as small ArfGAP 1. Gene Ontology annotation, molecular function: metal ion binding; GTPase activator activity. Gene Ontology annotation, biological process: regulation of clathrin-dependent endocytosis. The record is from RefSeq and is a predicted model, not a curated record. NCBI's taxonomy places the organism in Eukaryota, Metazoa, Chordata, Mammalia, Carnivora, Felidae. Gene Ontology annotation, cellular component: cytoplasm.